Messenger RNA from Corvus hawaiiensis (hawaiian crow), 801 nucleotides. It is a transcript of the gene CRIPT, whose product is annotated as CXXC repeat containing interactor of PDZ3 domain. Lineage: Eukaryota; Metazoa; Chordata; Aves; Passeriformes; Corvidae. The transcript has 5 exons. The record is from RefSeq and is a predicted model, not a curated record. Gene Ontology annotation, molecular function: microtubule binding; PDZ domain binding. The coding region runs from base 87 to 392 and encodes 101 amino acids. Gene Ontology annotation, cellular component: dendrite. Gene Ontology annotation, biological process: cytoplasmic microtubule organization.
CCGCCCGGCAGCGGAAGGCGGCGGGGCCCGACCGACGGCACCUCCGGGGCGGUGCCGGAAGCGGCGGCGGCUGCGGAGGGGCUGCCAUGGUGUGCGACAAGUGCGAGAAGAAGCUUGGGACAGUGAUCAUUCCCGAUACAUGGAAAGAUGGUGCAAGAAACACUACAGAAAGCGGUGGUCGCAAAUUAAAUGAAAACAAGGCGUUGACCUCAAAGAAGGCAAGAUUUGAUCCUUAUGGAAAGAACAAAUUUGCAAUAUGUCGCAUUUGUAAGAGUUCUGUCCAUCAGCCAGGGUCCCACUAUUGUCAAGGAUGUGCCUAUAAAAAAGGCAUCUGCUCCAUGUGUGGCAAGAAGGUCUUGGAUACGAAGAACUACAAGCAAACUUCUGUCUAAUUGUACUGGCUAGUCUUUUUAUGAACUUUAGCUUCUGUGUCUUUGUACAGUAACUCUCUCUAAAAUCAUUUGUGAAUAGUGCUUUCUGGAAGAUAGUACAUUUACUUGGAAUGAGAGGUAAAGACAGCCUGAUUAUUUGCCUAAAAUGUACAUAAUAUUGGAUUAUUGUUGGUUUAGCACUAAUAUUAGCUGGUAUUUAAAGGUAAUGGCUUUCAGCAACUGAUACAGUUCAACAGGAAUGAGAAGAUCCUGGUAGAUAGGUUGAAACUAUGUUACCAUGAGAACACAGAUCUUUGAGAUGAAUACUCUUUUUUUUUGCCUAUCACAAGUCUUCUGCUUAUCUUACGGUAAUGUUUUGUAGAUGUAUAAAAUAUGAGCUUGCAUCACCUCAUUAAAGUAUCUUCAUUUA